UUAUAUUCUCUUUGCUCUGUGCUUAUCUACUGUGCAGUGUGAAAAAUUUGAAAAGCGCAUUCCCAAAAUCGAAACUUAUAAAAGUGGUAUAGUUUUAAUCAAAUAUAUAGGUAAAGACUAAAGAGGUAAAUAAAUAAAAUGGAAGUCGGUACUUGGCCGUAAAUAACACAAUAAUAUGCAGUUCCUAAAUAUUCAUAGAAUAGCGAAGGAAAGUGCGAGAGUAUAUUAUUAUGAUCUAAUAACAAAAAAAUGUUUAUCAUGGAACAAGAACACUACUAUUUUGGGCAUAGAAACAUCAUGUGACGAUACAGGCUGUGCUAUCGUAAAUGGAGAAGGAAAUAUAUUAGGAGAAUCUCUUUAUUCACAAAAUAUAGUUCAUCUAAGGUAUGGUGGUGUCAACCCACUUGUAGCAAGAGACUUGCAUCGUGAUAACAUAGAAUUAGCUGCUAAGGAAGCUUUGGAUAAGGCGAAGAUAGACCUGAAAGAUAUUGAUGCAAUUGCUGUAACCAUUAAGCCUGGUCUUGUAAGCAGUUUGCAGAUAGGUGUUAAAUAUGCAAUCUAUCUUGCAAGAAUUCAUAAUAAAUUGUUAAUACCAGUUCAUCACAUGGAAGCUCAUGCUUUAGUGGCCAGAAUGUUUCAUAAUAUAUCAUUUCCAUUUCUUACUUUGCUAAUAUCUGGAGGGCAUUCUUUGCUUGCACUUGUAAAGGAUGUGGAUGAAUUUUUGUUGCUAGGCGAAACAUUAGAUAAUGCUCCAGGUGAAGUUCUGGACAAGGCAGCAAGAAGGAUGAAGUUAAGAAAUAUACCUGCAUACUCAAAAUUAGCAGGAGGACAAGCUGUUGAAAUGGCAGCUAAAAAUUCAAAGAACCCUUAUCUAUUCAAAUUUCCAUUACCAUUAGCUAGAAAUAGAGACUGUUGUUUUAGUUUCAGUGGCCUUAAGGAUGCUUUGAUGCGGCACCUCUUACAAAAGGAGAAAGAACAUGGAGUAGCAGGAGAUAGAAUUAUUCCAGAAGUCAUUGAUUUAUGUGCUGGCUUUCAACUAGCGAUUGCAGAACAUUUAGGUCACAGAACAGAGAGAGCUGUAUUAUUUUGUGAAAAGUACAAUCUAUUUGACAAAAACAAUAAAAGUAUUGUAGUCUCUGGUGGAGUGGCAUGUAAUAAUUUUAUUUUUAAAGGUAUCCAGUUUAUAGGUGAUAAAUUGGGCUGCAAUGUGUAUAGACCUCCACCCGAAGUAUGUAAAGAUAAUGGAACUAUGAUAGCAUGGAAUGGCAUAGAGAAACUGAAGAAACAAGGCCACUAUGAAAGUAUCACUUUAGAAAAUAUAGAUCCAUCUGCCCCCUUAGGAGUCAACAUUGUUAACAAGGUUAAAGCUGCAAACUUAAAUGUCAGAAUUACAAGAAUAAAAUAUGAUAAUUAUUCAAGGAGUAAUUAAAUCAAAGUACCCCCUUUAUCCAGUUUCUCAGUUGGAAUAAUAUAAUGUAAAACUUGCAGAGAAUAUUUUUCACAUUUAAGAUUUACUUAAUUACUGUAUAAAUAACUAGGUAAUAACUAAUAAGUAACAGCAAUAAAUAAAUAAUUGAGUUGAAUUUAUUAUUAUAAAAAUGUUAAAUCACAUUUAAGAAUUAAAGUAAAUUGUUUAUUGAAAAUUAUUGCUAAAAAUAAUUUAUUAAGUUGAGAGAAAUUGGAUGUUUUCAAGUGAAUAUUUAUUACAAUAAUGCUAAUAUACAAGUUAAAUAAAAUUCAUCACUGAUUUUCUUUGAUGUCCAUAAUUUUCUACUUGGCAGCUUUUUGUU
Maniola jurtina (meadow brown) is the source of this 1790-nucleotide messenger RNA. RefSeq names its product probable tRNA N6-adenosine threonylcarbamoyltransferase, mitochondrial. Gene Ontology annotation, cellular component: mitochondrion. Gene Ontology annotation, biological process: tRNA threonylcarbamoyladenosine modification. NCBI's taxonomy places the organism in Eukaryota, Metazoa, Arthropoda, Insecta, Lepidoptera, Nymphalidae. The record is from RefSeq and is a predicted model, not a curated record. The transcript has a single exon. The coding region runs from base 176 to 1429 and encodes 417 amino acids.